AUGUCUGACGAACAAAUUGUCUUUAAUGUAGGAGGAAUAAAGUACGAAACAGCACUAUCAACAAUUCUUGCUUAUCCGGAUACUCUUCUCGGUCGGAUGAUUCAAAAACGUGCCGAUGAACUUUCUCACUCAACACAUAGCAACGAAUAUUUCAUCGAUCGCGAUGGACAUGCGUUCCGCUAUAUCUUGCAAUAUUAUAGGACAGGGAAAAUAAUAUAUCCAGACAGGCAUCAAUCUUUCGGUGUAUCGGAAAAAGAGUUACUAAUCGAAUUUGACUAUUUCCAAAUUCCCGUUCCUCGCCCCGAAGACGUCAAAGACUAUGACGAAACACAGCUUUCACGCGAAUCGGAUCAUGCUGAUAAUCAAUAUGCGAUGGCAUCAGACCAGUUCUCCCUAGAAGGUGAUUUCGAUGCAGAGAUUACCGUGCGGAGAGACAAUUGUUAUCCUCACGAUCACUUACCGAAAUACCGAAAACCGUCUUCAGAUGAAAGAGAACCUUGUAACGAUAUAAAUGAAGAGCAACAUGUACAGGAAUCUAAGCAUGAUAAUAGUCUUGUUGCCGAUAACCUGCCAACAAGUCCAAAGGGGGGUAGUGAGGUACCAGUAAUUGGCUAUUUAACUUUGGGGCGCAACUAUGUAUAUCCAAAGUACGAUACAAUUUUUGAAAAUUUGGAAACCAUUAGUACGAUGUUGGUAGAGAGUUUGGAUAAAAUAGAAGCUCCAGGAUCUUUCAUUAUUGACGAACAAACACCAAGACUGCUUUUUGUUGCUAACGCAAUAGAAAGAAAUAAACACAAGCUAGAGAAUGCGCGAGAGUAUUCUAGAUACUUGAGAAAUCUCGCCAAGUCUAAUGAGAAAAUAGGAAAGACUAUUGAAGUUCUCUACAAUAGUGGAGAGGAGGAUGUUGAAUACUUUAAAAAAGAACUCGGCGCAAUUGCUUCUAACUUUCUCGUCCGUAAAUCACUCCGGGGAGAGGAUAUUGAGCGAAUUGUAAUUAAAUAUAAUAAUUUGAUCGAUCAGACGAAUUCUAUCGUCAACCGCUUAAAGGAUGCUGGGAAAUCGAUUAACGAUUUAUCGGAACUCCGUAACGAACCGAACCAAGAAAUAGACAAAGUUUUAGCUUACAUCAGAGAGCUUGGAGACGAUCGGAGUGAGUACGUGCUUGCUGAACUUAGCAGACCGUUAGAGCAAUACAAGGCAAUCAUAAAUCACCUGAUAAAAUCCAACAAACAAAUUGAAAGAACACUUCAAACCGUGGAGAAGCUGGGAGCAUUGUUAACAGAGGAUAAAGAGAAAUUGUCGACACUUGUAGAUAGGAGUACCAUUGAACUCGGACAAGAUAAAGUCGCUUAUGUCAAUAGAGCAGCAGCACUCAUCGGAGAGAGAGCUGGACGAUUCAUGAAGAAGGAUAAAAAUAGGUUUCCCAUAAUAACUUGA
This is a messenger RNA of Paraglomus occultum, 1437 nucleotides long. NCBI's taxonomy places the organism in Eukaryota, Fungi, Glomeromycota, Glomeromycetes, Paraglomerales, Paraglomeraceae. The record is from the annotation of a GenBank genome assembly.